Messenger RNA from Cladocopium goreaui, 1004 nucleotides. Lineage: Eukaryota; Dinophyceae; Suessiales; Symbiodiniaceae. The record is from the annotation of a GenBank genome assembly.
UUGCAGUGAAUGACGGACCUCUAUGGACUCCUUGGGCUAAGCCCAUCGGAGUCGUUGGGUCCAGCUGACAUUCGCAGUGCCUAUCGCCGCAGUGCGUUGCAAGCACACCCAGACAAGGGCGGAAGUGAGGAGAAAUUUCACGCUGUGCUGACUGCCUUCGAGGUUCUCUCAUGCAGGGCUUCCAGGGAAUCCUACGAUUCUGCGCGAAGCCGUGGAUUGUCCGCAGCUGAUGCAUUGGCUAUAGCAACAGGACGCGCGCCGGAUCCAGCGACCAAACGCAAAUCGAACAGCGCUCCCUUGGAGCGGUUGCGGCUACUCCUGGCCAAGAUGGGGCGGGAGCAACGACAGGAGGCGCUGCAAAAGUUGCCUCGCGAGGUGAGAGACGCACUCGUGUCCUACAUGGAGGGUGCUGCCUCAUUCAAAGAAUCCGCUCCUGCUUCGAACGCCACUGCUCGGAAUGCAGCCAAAGCGCUGGAAAAUGGGGAGGAGCAAACUGGAGGCACACGAGGCAUUGGGCGUGGAAUCUUGCGACAAGCAACAUCUCCGCCGACCUAUAAAGCCUCCAUUUUCCUGCCUUCCUUGUUUGUCAUGUCAAGGCCCAACCCCUCUCUGGAGCGUGUCUUACAACUUCACUCAGCACUGGUUCGCACACGUGAGCUGGUUGAUGCUGGGGAAGACUUCAACAGCGUGCGCUUUCGGCGGGCCUUUGCAGAGGCUUGCCGUGAGGCCGAGUUGGAUGCAGACAAAGAGCUGCGGAAUCUCACCUUUACGGCCAUUAUCCCGGCUUACUACGAGGUGAAUCGGCAGAUCAAGGGCCGUCAAACGCCAGAUCUGGAUGCAGCCUUUGCUCUGCGGGAACAGCUCCUAGAGGCGCUCCAAAUCGGGGGUAAUUUAUCCUGUGGCAGUUUGAAACAUAGCAUCAAACAAAUUCAAGAGCAAAAAGGCUUCAAAUCUUCUACUGCUUGUUGUCAUAGCAAAAAGAGACCGUGUCGGGAGUGAAAAAG